AUGUCAACUAACCAACAUUGCCCUAGCUGCCAAGAUGUAACAACCCCAAAGAAAGUAUUUAACAUUCGUGAUAACCCUAUACCAUUUUACAUUACACAUGAGGUUCCUGAGCGAACCCGGCUUUCAGGAUUAAUUGAGUUACAUGGCGGAAAGGUUGUCAAAGAAUCCAAUGAUGCUCAAUACAAGCUUGUAGACCCAACAAAAACACAUCGCUCUGUUGGUAGUUCACGUCUUCAUUCUUAUAAGUUUGUCACAGAUUCUAUUGAAGCAAACCGUUUAAUGCCAGCAAUAGGAUAUGAACUACUCCUUACGGGUGAACGUAAUGGUCGUAUUCCCUUUUCAAAAGAAGACGACGAAUAUUUGGAGAGAAAUCGAGCAUUACAUAUACUUGAUGAUAUGGAAAUGAAAAAACAGAUGCAAAAUGGAGUACAAACAGAAACAGAAAAUUUCAUCGCUGAACGUUCUUACACAAGGCAGAUGUCACCAAUUACGGAGACAGAUGACCUGGAGGUCGAAAAUAAACUGGAAAGUUUUAUAGAACGUCAAGAAUAUCAAGAGAAUCAAGAAAGUAUUGACCCUAAUUCCAUCUCCUAUAUUUCUGAUCAAUCAAAUGAAAUGCGAGGUGAAACACAAAAUGAAGAUAAUAGAUUUCACUUUGAAGCGAUUUCAACCGAUUCAGCUGAAGAGGACAGCGAGGAUAAUAUAUCUAUUUCGGUUUGUCUUGGGAAAAGACGUAAAAUGUCAGAUGAAAGAACGGAUGAUCCAAUUCAAACAAAACGUUCGAGAUUAUCUGUUUCCCAAGAUAGACAAGAUCAAAUAAAUGAAGUAAAUGACGAUGAAAGAGAAUUUUCUGUUUCCCAAGAUCAGGUAGAUCAAGUGAUUGACGACGAAAGGGUAGAUCAAGUGAAUGACGAUGAAAGGGUAGAUCAAAUUAAUGACGACGAAAGAGUAGAUCAAGUGAAUGAUGACGAAAGAGAAGAUCAAAUAAAUGAUGAUAAUGAAAAAAUAGAUCAAGUGAAUGAUGACGAAAGAGAAUUUUUGACCAGGGUUAAGCGACUCUCCGAAAGAACCCACCGCCCAUUGACUGAUGUGAUUCGCGCAUUGGGUGUAACAAGCUGCAAUUUCGAGGCAGCUAACGAUUACAUUCUUGGCAGAAAAAAUAAACAUAUUUGGACUAGCGAGGAAGAUUCUAUCCUCCUUGAUAGGUCUAAUGAAGGAAUGAUCUCGAUCUUAAAGAAACACGGGACUGAGGUAACCAGGGAUAGGAUCGAAUUCCUUAAGUUUAAGCACCGAGAAAUUCGAUUCUUACCAACAAAAAAUAAUUAA
This is a messenger RNA of Diversispora eburnea, 1326 nucleotides long. The record is from the annotation of a GenBank genome assembly. Lineage: Eukaryota; Fungi; Glomeromycota; Glomeromycetes; Diversisporales; Diversisporaceae.